Messenger RNA from Caenorhabditis angaria, 7926 nucleotides. Lineage: Eukaryota; Metazoa; Nematoda; Chromadorea; Rhabditida; Rhabditidae. The record is from the annotation of a GenBank genome assembly.
AUGGCUCAAAACUUCGAAAGUGUCGAAAAAGCGUUGGCUGAAAAAUUGGAAGGAGUUCAAUUGGAUGAAGUUACCCGAAUUUUGUAUGGAAGAAAAUAUCCGUGAGUUUAGAUUUUUUGAAAUUUUCAGGGUUUAGAGAAGAAUUUUUCACACAAAUUUCCCGGAAAAAAUACGUUUUGAAAUUUCGCAAAGUAUUUUCCAUAAAUCUGAAAAUUUAGUUCAAUUGUGGUAUUUGAGUUUCAACAAAAAAAUCAAGAAAAUUUUUUAUUGAAUAUUUUCCCGAAUGUUUUUUUCUGGAAAAAAAUCACUGUUUCGAAAGGUUUAGAAAUCUUUUGUGUUUGAAAAGUUUUUGUUUUUGAUUGAUAUUUUUUUAGUACUAAAUUGAAUUUAAAGUAAUUCUCGUAAAAUUAUGUUUGAAUCUGGAAAAAAAUAAAGCAAUUUCAGAACAAAAAAUUAUAGAAAAAUUGAUUUUUGUACAAAUUUUGAACGGAAUAAUUUCAAAAAAAUUCACUGUUUCAAAAAAUCAACAAAGUUUGUUUAGAUUUCAUGACGAUGUUUGACGAUUGAAUUAUGGUUGAAAAUUAUAUUUGAAUACGUUAUGACUUGACAAUUUAUUCUUCUAGAAAAUUUCACUGUUUCAAAAAAUCUAGAAAUUUCAUAAAGCGUUCAUGUGACGUUCUUCUUUCUUUAUUCCCCGGAAAAAAUACGUUUUGAAAUUUUGCAAAGUAUGUUCCACAAAUCUGAAAAUUUAGUUUAAUUGUGCAAUGUUCCAGCAAAAAAAAAUCAAGAAAAUUAUUUCAUUCAAUAUUUUCCCGAAUGUUUUUUUUUUCUGGAAAAAAUCACUGUUUCAAAGCGUUUAGAAAUCUUUUGUGUUUGAAAAGUGUUUUGUUUUUGAUUGAUAUUUUUUUAGUACUAAAUUGAAUUUAAAGUAAUUCUCUUAAAAUUGUCUGAAUCUGAAAAAGAAACAAAACAAUUUCAGAUCAAAAAAUUAUAGAAAAAUUGAUUUUUGUACAAAUUGUGCACGGAAUAAUUUCAUAAAAAUUCACUGUUUCAAAAAAUCAACAAAGUUUGUUUAGAUUUCAUGAAGAUGUUUGGUAUUGAAAAUUAUAUUUGAAUACGUUAUGACGUGGCAUUUUAUUCUUCUAGAAAAUUUCACUGUUUCAAAAAAUCUAGAAAUUUUAUAAAGCGUUCAUGUGACGUUCUUCUUUACCGAAUAUUUUUCUGGGAAAAUUAACUGUUUCAAAAAAUCCCUUAAUUUUUCAUUGUUUUGAUGAAGAUGAUAAGUAAAAUAUUGGUUCUAGUUCUGAACAAUCAAAACAUUAUGACUAGGCAUUUUAGAAAUUUCCAAAGAACACAAGAAAAAUGAGAAGAAUUUGCCAUUUUCAGGGUUUUGAGAAGAAUUUUGAUUCACACAAAUUCCCCGGAAAAUUUACGUUUUGAAAUUUUGCAAAAUAUUUUCCAAAUUGUGCACGGAAUAAUUUCAUAAAAAUUCACUGUUUCAAAAAAUCAACAAAGUUUGUUUAGAUUUCAUUAAGAUGUUCGGCAUUGACCUCAUGCUUGAAAAUUAUAUUUGAAUACGUUAUGACGUGGCAAUUUAUACUUCUAAAAAAUUUCACUGUUUCAAAAAAUUUAGAAAUUUUAUAAAGCGUUCAUGUGACGUUCUUCUUUCUUUAUUCCCCGGAAAUUUUACGUUUUGAAAUUUUGCAAAGUGUUUUCAAUAAAUCUGAAAAUUUAGUUCAAUUGUGGUAUUUGAGUUUCAACAAAAAAAUCAAGAAAAUUAUUUCAUUCAAUAUUUUCCCGAAUGUUUUUUUUUGGAAAAAAUCACUGUUUCAAAAUGUUUAGAAAUCUUUUGUGGAGUAAUUUGAAAAGUUUUUUGUUUUGAACGUUAUUGUUUUGUACUAAAUUAAAUUUAAAGUAAUUCUCUUAAAAUUGUCUGAAUCUGGAAAAGAAACAAAGAAAUUUCAGAACAAAAAAUUAUAGAAAAAUUGAUUUUUGUACAAAUUGUGCACGGAAUAAUUUCAAAAAAAUUCACUGUUUCAAAAAAAUCAACAAAGUUUGUCUAGAUUUCAUGAAGAUGUUCGGCAUUAAUCAGAUUUUUUGAAAAAUUAUAUUUGAAUUCUUCUAGAAAAUUUCACUGUUUCAAAAAAUUGAGAAAUUUAAUGAAACGUUCAUGAAAAUGAUCUGGCGUUCUUUUCAUAAAUUGAAAAAAUAAAAAAAAAAUUUCCAAAAAAAAAUUCACUGUUUCAAAAAAUUAUCAAACAUUUUAGUUUAUUUGUACAACUGAUUGAUAGUUUUUUUGAUCUUUUGAAAAAAAAACUUCCGCAACCAAGGUACCCUUUUCCAGCUCGCUCUCCAUUCCCGAUUCCGCCACUCAACUCGCUUCAACCGGCAACUUCCAACUCUCCGCCUACACCAUUUCCGCGUCUCCGGAACAAACGCGCGCUCCUCGUCUCGUCCGCGUUGCCGCCAUCCAAAACUCGAUCGUUCUCCCAACAACCGCUCCAAUAAACGCGCAACGCGACGCAAUUCAUCAGCGAAUCGGCGAAAUGAUUGAAGCCGCAGCGCAAGCUGGAGCUAAUGUUAUUGGAUUGCAAGAGGCGUGGACAAUGCCAUUCGCAUUUUGCACCAGAGAACGAUUGCCGUGGACGGAAUUCGCGGAAUCCGCUUUGAAUGGUCCGACCACCGCGUUUUUAUCGAAAUUGGCCAGGAAACAUGAUAUUGUGAUCAUUUCACCGAUUUUGGAGAGAGAUGAGGAGAAAGAUGAUGUGAUUUGGAAUACGGCGGUUGUUAUUUCGCAUACUGGUUAGUUAGGCUAAGUUCUGGGGAGGUGGGCUUGCUCAGUUUAGGCUCAGGAUCAAAUCAGGCCAAGGCCUAAGCUCAGGGGCCUCUGACAAAGCUCAGGCCGAUCUUAGACUAGACUUAAGUGACGUGGCCGCUGCGCGGAAGACAGUGCCGCUUACGCGGAAGCUUGCGGUCUACAGAAAAUUUUUCCCCGGGAAAAAUACGUUUUAAAAUUUUUAGAAUUAUUUUCUGAAUUUCUCAAUGAUCAUUAACCGUUUCAGAUCUAUUCGGGUAAAAAUGAUGAUUUUUUAGGACUUCUGAGCCCAGCCAGGCCUAGCUUGAGCCUAAUUAUGGUCCUAACCUGGGUCUGGGCUCAGCCUAAAUCUGAAAGGCCUUAGACAAAAAAAUUCAAAAAUUUCGAAAUUUCAAAAAAAAAAUUUUUUUUUCAAAAAUUUGAAAAAUGUACGUUUCAAAAAAUGCCCAAAAUUUUGCAUCAGAUUCUCAAAGACAAUUGGUAAAUUUAUAAAAUUCUAUUUGUCAGGACAUGUAAUCGGACGUUCGCGAAAGAAUCACAUUCCUCGAGUCGGCGAUUUCAACGAGUCAAGUUAUUACAUGGAAAGCACUUUGGGUCACCCUGUCUUCGAAACCAAAUACGGUCGAAUCGCCAUCAAUAUUUGCUACGGACGACAUCACCCACAAAAUUGGAUGAUGUAUGGUUUGAAUGGCGCUGAGAUCAUCUUCAAUCCGUCUGCAACUGUUGGAGCUUUGAGUGAGCCACUUUGGGGAAUUGAGGCGAGAAAUGCGGCGAUUGCCAAUCAUGUUUUUACGGUGGCGAUUAAUCGAGUUGGCACGGAAGUUUUUCCGAAUGAAUUUACGAGUGGCAAUGGGUUGCCGGCUCAUAAGGAUUUUGGACAUUUUUAUGGGUCGAGUUAUAUUGCGGCUCCGGAUGGUAGCAGAACUCCGGUAGGUGUUUUGAAGAAAAAGCUUCAAAAAUUCACUGUUUCAAAAAAUAGAUUUCUUGAAAAAUAGAAUUUUGACUUCGGUAAUACUUAAAGAAAUUCUUCUAAAAAUUUACUGUUUCAAAAAUUUUUAAUUUAGUGAUUAUUGGGUUAGGAUCAUUCCAUAAAAAUUCGAAGAAAAUUCUGAAACUUUUCGAGAAAAAAAAAUUCACUGUUUCAAAAUUAGUUUAGUAAAAAACAGGUCUUCGAAAUUCUUGAUAAGGCAUUUAUAUGGGAAUAAUUACUAUUUCAAAAAUAGUCGAUUGAAAAAAUUAGAUUCCGCAAACUUUUUUCAAAAAAAAAAUUCACUGUUUCAAAAAAUUAUGGUAUUUCAAAAGUGAGCUCACAAAAUUGGUUCCAACACCAUUGAAUUGAUUUUGAAUAUUUUUUCCUAUUGGAAAAUUUCACUGUUUCAAAAAUUGUUCAUAAAAAAAUAACAUUUUUGAUAAAAAUUCACUAGAUUUCUUAAAAAACAUAAUUUUGACUUCAGUAACACGUCGAAAAAACUAUCCAAAAAUUACUGUUUCAAAAAUAUGUCAUCAGAUCCUGAAACAUGUUUAUAGAAGCCCUUUUAUAGAUGAAAAAUUUACUGUUUCAAAAAAUGUUCAUUUAAAAUAAUGUGUAUUUUUGGAGUUGCACUUUGAUUACCAUGGUAUUUUUUGGUUUUUAUUCAGAAAUUUUUAUAAAUUUUUGAAUUCCAAAACCACUUCUAUUUAAGAAAAAUUUUUCAUCAAAAAACAAUUAAGUAAUUUUUGGGUUAGGAUCAUUCCAUAAAAAUUCGAAGAAAAUUCUGAAAUUUUUCAAAACAAAAAUUCACUGUUUCAAAAUUAGUUUAGUAAAAAACAGGUCUUCGAAAUUCUUGAUAUCGCAAUUCUACCGAAAAAUUACUAUUUCAAAGUUAGUUGAUUGAAAAAAUUAGAUUCCGCAAACUUUUUCAAAAAAAAAUUCACUGUUUCAAAAAAUUAUGGUAUUUUAAAAGUGAGCUCAAAAAAUGUUGACAGUACCAAGUGUCGUUUGAUUUAAGUUAAUCUUUAAAGUUUGAAAGCCAGUGUUUAAUUUUUUUGCUGUUGGAAAAUUUCACUGUUUCAAAAUCAGUUCAUUAAAAAAUAAUUUUUAUUUUUUUUAGUGAUAAUGUGGAUAAAGACAUUUUUGAUAAAAAUUCACUGUUUCAGAAAAUAGAUUUCUUGAAAAACAUAAUUUUGAUUGCAGUAACACGUCGAAAAAACUAUCCAAAAAUUACUGUUUCAAAAAUAUGUCAUCAGAUCCUCAAAUAUGUUUGAACGAGGCCUGUGAAUUUUGAAAAAUGUACUGUUUCAAAAAAUGUUCAUUUAAAAUAAUGUGUAUUUUUGGAGUUACCAACUCGACAACCAUUGAAUUUUUGAUUCAGAAAGUUCUAAAUUUUUGAAUUUCAAAACCAUUUCGAAAAACAAUUUAGUGAUUUUUUGGGUUAGGAUCAUUCCAUAAAAAUUCAAAGAAAACUCUGAAACUUUUCGAAAAAAAAAAUUCACUGUUUCAAAAUUAUUAUAUUGAAAAUAAAUUUGUAGGAGAAGAAUUACUAACUACAUCAAAGUUAGUUGAUUGAAAAAAUUAGAUUACGCAAACUUUUUCAAAAAAAAAUUCACUGUUUCAAAAAAUUAUGGUAUUUCGAAAAUCAGCUUACAAAAUUGACUACUUACCAUUGAAUUGGUUUCAAAUAAUUUUUCCUGUUGGAAAAUUUCACUGUUUCAAAAAAUGUUCAUCAAAAAAUAAUUUUUAUUUUUUUUAGUGAGUGGUUAUUGAAGUGGUAACUCCAAAAAUGCACAUUUUUUUAAAUGAAAAAUUUUUGAAACAGUACUGCAUCUAUUCAUCUGCGAAAAAAACCGAAAAAAAUGUAUUUUUUUACAAUAUUUUUCUAUUCACCAAAAUGCACGAAAUAAAUGUCAAUCGUGACGAGACCCACACACAUUUCAAGGAGAAAAACAUGCGAGAAAAAAAACAAGAAAUGAAAUUUUCGAAAGCAUGCAUUUUUCACACUCGUUGCCUUGAAAUGAGUGUGGGUCUCAUCACGAUUGCAUGUAUUUCGCGACAAUGUGUGAUUUUGGUGAAUAGAAAAAUAUUGUAAAAAAAUACAUUUUUCCCGUGUUUUUUUGCAAAUGAAUAGAUGCAUACAUUUUUGUGGAUAAAACAUGCUUGAUAAAAAUUCACAGUUUCAAAAAAAUUAAUUUAUUUCAAAAAUAUAGCUCAAAAUUGAUCACGCUAACUCAAGUUUCAAUUUUUUCUCUUGGAAAAUUUCACUGUUUCAGAAUAAUUUUAUUAAAAAACAAGCUUUAAAAACUUUGAUAACAAUCUAUUAAACAAUGGAAAUCUAACAAAUACCUUCUAUAAUAAAUUUGUAGGAGAAGAAUUACUAAGUACUUCAAAGUGAGUUGAUUGAAAAAAAUUAGAUUCCGCAAACUUUUUCAAAAAAAAAUUCACUGUUUCAAAAAAUUAUGUUAUUUCAAAAGUGAGCUCACAAAAUUGGUUCCAACACCAUUGAAUUGAUUUUGAAUAUUUUUCCUGUUGGAAAAUUUCACUGUUUCAAAAUAAGUUUAUUAAUAAACAGGUCUUCAAAACUUUGAUGAGUUGAACCUACAUGAAAAUAAAAAUUCACUGUUUCACAAAGUGUUGAUCAAGAAACAAUUUCUAGCUUUUUUCAGUGGGCUCUUCCAGUGUGUUAGUGAAAAAUGUGGAACUUGGGUUGACAAAGUUGUUGUGAGUUUCGAAAAUCAUUUCAAAAAAAAAAGCAACUGUUUCAAAAAUUUUUUUUCAAAACACGUGUUUUGAAAAUCAGCUCACAAAAUUGGUUCCAACACCAUUGAAUUAAUUUUGAAUAUUUGUAACUAUUUCAAAAUUUCACUGUUUCAGAAAGUGUUCAUCCAAAAAUAAUUUUUAUUUUUCUUAGUGAGUGGUUAUUGAAGUGGUAACUCCAAAAAUACACAUUUUUCAAAUGAAAAAUUUUUGAAACAGUAAAUUUUUGUGGAUAAAAAAUGUUUGAUAAAAAUUCACUGUUUCAAAAAAAUAAAUUUAUUUCAAAAAUAUAGCUCAAAAUUGAUCACGCUCACUCAAGUUUCAAUUUUUUUCUCUUGGAAAAUUUCACUGUUUCAGAAUAAUUUUAUUAAAAAACAAGCUUUAAAAACUUUGAUAACAAUCUAUUAAACAAUGGAAAUCUAACAAAUACCUUCUAUAAUAAAUUUGUAGGAGAAGAAUUACUAAGUACUUCAAAGUUAGUCGAUUGAAAAAAUUAGAUUACGCAAACUUUUUUUCAAAAAAAAAAAUUCACUGUUUCAAAAAAUUAUGGUAUUUUAAAAGUGAGCUCACAAAAUUUAUUACAAAACCAUUGAAACUAUUUUUUCCUGUUGGAAAAUUUCACUGUUUCAAAAAGUGUUCAUCAAAAAAUAAUUUUUAUUUUUUUUUAGUAAGUGGUUAUUGAAGUGGUAACUCCAAAAAUGCACAUUUUUUAAAUGAAAAAUUUUUGAAACAGUAAAUUUUUGUGGAUAAAACAUGUUUGAUAAAAAUUCACUGUUUCAAAAAAUAAAUUUAUUUCAAAAAUAUAGCUCAAAAUUGAUCAUGUUAACUCAAGUUUCAAUUUUUUGUCUUGGAAAAUUUCACUGUUUCAAAAUAAUUUUAUCAAAAAACAAGCUUUAAAAACUUUGAUCACCAUCUAUCACUCACUAGAACCGAAAAAAUACCUUCUAUAAUUGCAGGCUCUAUCGCGAGUUCAAGAAGGAGUUUUGAUCGCCGAGCUCGAUCUCAAUCUCUGCCGCCAAACCAAGGAUGCAUGGGGUUUCAGAGUAAGUUCAGCUUGGGUUUUAUCUGAAAUUCCACGGCCAAAAAAAUCUCCCGGAAAAAAUACGUUUUGAAAUUUUGCAAAAUAUUUUCUUUGAAAAUUGAAAAUUUGAAAAUUUGAUAUGCUUUUUUUUGAAUUACCAUAUUUCCCGCCUACUCUGCGUCUCUAACUUUGUCCCGGGCAGAGAAACAGAGCCAAUGGGUCUCGCAGCGAACCACCGUAGCCAAAAAAAAAAAUUCCAAAUUUUUUUUGCAGAUGACCAACCGCUUGGAUCUCUACGCCAAAUCGUUCACCCAAGCCGCCGAUCCAGAAUAUCGCCCAGAUAUUCGAAGAGAAAAAUAA